AUACAAUGAACUGAUUCAUUUAACCUAUUCAUCAAUCAAAUCAUUAGUUGAUUUUGCUUGCUAAAGUCAAGAAUGUGUUGACUUUGAUCGCAUAAUAUGGUUUCGGUGCAAAAACCAAUUUGAUCAGAGAGAGGGAGAUGGGGAAGCUGAGUUCACAACCUGAACCUACAAUCAACCAUCUCAGCCAUCCACAUCCCUUGCAGCUCUACAACUAUCAACCCCUACAAACCCUAAACCUAGCUUCAUGUUCAGGCUGCAAGCUCAAUGUUGCAGGAUGGGUAUACACCUGCACAACCUGCAACUACAUCCUCCACAUCAAAUGUUCCGAAAUGCCUCAGCAAAUCACACAUCCGUUUGACCAAGGCCAUUGCCUCACUCUCAACCCAAUCCCCAUCUACCCCGAAGGCUGUUUCAAGUGUGAUGCUUGUGGGUUGCAGGGUAAUUCAUUCUCCUACCAUUGCAAAGCUUGUAACGUUGACCUUCACAUGCUCUGCGCCGCGAUGCCAUUGAUUCUCACUCACCAAUCUCACCAUCACCAGCUCAACCUCACCUUCUCACCUCCUUACCUUAACAAGGGCUUUUCUUGUGAUAUAUGCAGGAACGCAGGGUCCAACCACUGGCUCUACCGUUGCAACAUUUGCGAGUUUGAUGCACAUCUGAAUUGUGCAACGACGAAGCCAAGAGGUCCGGUUCAAGCUCAUCCAAGUCCAAUACAAGCAAUUCAGAUGCAACAAGCUCAUCCAAGUCCAAUACAAGCAAUUAUGAUGCAACAGCCAGUUCAAGCUCAUCCAAGUCCAAUACAAGCAAUUCAGAUGCAACAGUGCCAAACUAGACUAGGCGUCCCUAGUACUCAUCAGGUUCAUGUUCUUGGGACCCAAUACACAGCAAGGCCUAAUUUGCAGAAUUGCGUACCAAAUACUUUAUAUGCAAACAACACAAGUGUUUAUGGACAACCGAAUUGCAUACCAAAUAAUUUGUAUGCCAAUCCAGGUGUUUAUGGACAAAAUGGAAGAAAUGGACAGGGAAGUGUGUUGCUGAACCAGGUGAUGCAGGGUUUAGUUAGUGGUGCUUCUGAGGCUGCAGGUCAGAUUUUGGUGCAGGGAUUAAUGGGUAUUGGUGGAGGCGGUGGCGGUGGCGGCGGCGGCGGUGGCGGAGGUGGUAACUUGUUUCAGGGGUUUAUUGGUGGAGGCAAUGGUGGCGGAGUUGAUGGUGGUGGUGGUGGUGGUGUGGAUGUUUCUGCUGGUGGAAUUGAUGGGGGUUUUUUUUCUGCAUUUGACACUAGCUGAAAUGGUGCAUGUGAUGAGAAAAAAAUCAAUUGUUAAUGAAAAAAAAAAAAAAUGGUGUGUUGUUUUGUAUUGUAACAAGUUUGUGUUUAUUUUUCCUUCAUGUUAAUAAGGUUGGGCUAAUCAUGAAUCAAAAUCAUUCAUGAUAUAGGUUCAUCCCAGGUUUAAAUGUUGUAUCUUUUCAUUUUUGAAAAUUUGCAAUUUGUGAUUGGAAUUCUUAUGUGUUCUUUAAAAUAAAAUUGGAUUCGUUUGACUU
Messenger RNA from Cornus florida, 1539 nucleotides. RefSeq lists its product as uncharacterized. The record is from RefSeq and is a predicted model, not a curated record. NCBI's taxonomy places the organism in Eukaryota, Viridiplantae, Streptophyta, Magnoliopsida, Cornales, Cornaceae. The transcript has a single exon. Bases 138 to 1286 code for a protein of 382 amino acids.